This is a messenger RNA of Candoia aspera, 4185 nucleotides long. It is a transcript of the gene RAB11FIP3, whose product is annotated as RAB11 family interacting protein 3. Bases 16 to 1491 code for a protein of 491 amino acids. Gene Ontology annotation, molecular function: calcium ion binding. The transcript has 12 exons. Gene Ontology annotation, biological process: regulation of cytokinesis; endocytic recycling. NCBI's taxonomy places the organism in Eukaryota, Metazoa, Chordata, Lepidosauria, Squamata, Candoiidae. The record is from RefSeq and is a predicted model, not a curated record. Gene Ontology annotation, cellular component: midbody; endocytic vesicle; recycling endosome membrane.
ACCGACAGUGCAUAUAUGGGCUCAGAGAGCACCUACAGCGAGUGCGAGACCUUCACGGACGAGGACACCAGCACGCUGGUCCAUCAUGAGAUGCACGACGAAGUUGAAACGGACAGCGCCGUCGAUUCCACGGUGCAUUCGGAAUUCAUGGAGUCGGAGGAAACGGAGAAUGGAUCUCACCCUCAUGACUUGUCCUUGACCACCGAUGUCAACAGCCACUCGAUUGUCACCGUAAUCAGCGGAGAGGAGCAUUUUGAGGACUACGGAGAAGGGAAUGAGGGGGACUUCUCCUCGGACAGCUUGUGCAAUGGAGAAAGUGGCUUCAGUAGCUCCUCUUUCCUUUCUCCUAGCACCAACCCGCUUGCCACAAAACUGCACAGCAUUUUCACUGACAAGGUGUUUGAGUUUUACUGCACCCAGUGCCACAAACAAAUCAAUCGCCUCGAAGAUCUUUCCGCCCGCCUCAGUGAUCUUGAAAUGAAUAGCCCGAAUAAGAGACUCUCCAGCAAAAAGGUAGCAAGACACCUGCAUCAGACAGGAACCUUCUUGGUGGAUAAUAUGGAACCACCUUUCCGGAAAAGCUCGGAGUGCCUGGAAGAGGAUAUCACUGAUAAGGUGAUCUUCUUGGAGAAAAGAGUGACGGAGUUGGAAAAGGACACAGCUGCAAACGGGGAGCAGCAGAGCCGGUUAAAGCAAGAAAAUCUUCAGCUGGUGCACAGAGCGAAUGCCUUGGAAGAGCAGCUGAAAGAGCAGGAGGUGAAAUCCGAUGAAGUUCUUAUGGAAGAAAUCAGGAAACAGAGGGAUCUGCUCAGCAGGAUGGAGCGAGAAAAGAGCAUUGAAAUUGAAAACCUACAAGCCCGGUUGCAUCAACUGGACGAUGAAAACGGAGAACUUCGGUCCUGCGUCCCUUGCCUCAAAGCCAACAUUGAGAGGCUGGAGGAGGAGAAGCAGAAGUUGUUGGAUGAAAUUGAGGAUCUCACAGUUCAGCUCACUGAAGAGCAGGAGAACAAGAGGAAGCUCGGGGAAAAGUUGAACCACGAGAGACACCAGUUUCAGAAAGAUAAGGAGUCCACGCAGGAGCUGAUUGAGGACCUCAGGAAGCAGCUGGAACACCUGCAGCUCUUCAAGCUAGAAGCUGAACAGCGAAGGGGCAGGAGCAGCAGCAUUGGCCUCCAGGAAUACAACAGCCGGACACGAGAGAAUGAGCUGGAACAGGAGAUCAGGAGGCUCAAGCAGGACAACCGAAUCCUGAAGGAGCAGAACGACGAACUGAAUGGGCAGAUCAUAAACCUCAGCAUUCAAGGUGCCAAGAAUCUCUUCUCGGCUUCCUUCUCGGAAUCUCUGGCUGCGGAAAUCAGCUCGGUCUCCAGAGACGAGCUAAUGGAGGCAAUCCAGAAGCAAGAGGAGAUCAACUUCCGACUCCAAGACUACAUUGACCGAAUCAUUGUGGCCAUCAUGGAAACCAACCCAUCCAUCCUGGAAGUCAAGUAGGAGACUUAGAGUUGAGAACCUACAGACCCAGCGACACGUGGGCGCGGUGGAUUUGCUGCUUGGAAGAAGAGAGUACUGGCCAAGUCUUUACUCUAUGGAGAAGGCACAGGAAACCUCACCUUGAGUGGUUGGGUGACCGAUCGCAGUGAACUUGGGGUGGAGAAGGGAGAGGAAGAGAGGACCAGCCACUGAGCGUGGCUGUGCUGAUUCUCAUGGGUUUGGGAACCCUCUGGCUUGUGGGAAUGGGGCUAGGGGUGGCAGAAGGGAAUCUGGAAGAAGGAAAGUGAGUCACAGAACAACUUGGGAAAGGGGUGGGGGUGAACAGACACCUGCCCUCUGUUGCAGGACCUGGGCUGCCACUUGAAAUAGUCUUCUUGGAAACUUGUCCGGUCCGCAGGCAACCGAUACAGGCUUGUGCUGCGGGGAAGGGAGCCGGAUCCCUCAGCACCUGGAAGUUGUAGCACAGCAGUAAAAGGAAGAUACUCCCAGAUCCCUCCCUGGAGCUGCCUUCCCCGUCUCCCUGUUUAAUCAUCAGUCCCUGAUCCUUAGCCCUCUGGUCACCCUCCCUGUUCGAAGCCAUCUGUGUUCUUUGGUCUGGCCAGUGGAGAGGAGGGCUGCCUCGACCUCCUGCCCGGUGCCGUGUCUUUUGCGCCGUUCUGCACGAGGUGCUGUGUGUUUUGGAGCCCCUGUUCUUGGGCCAGCUGCCUUAAAAUGGACAGGGAGCAGGUGCUUCGGGGAGGUGAGCAAUUCCGCAGGGAGGGUGUUCCGGUGGGCUGAUUUAAGAGAAGAGGAGGAGGGAACGAAGCCUGGAUGACUUCUGGAUGAUUUGGUGGUGGCAGCCCUGGUGAUGGAGCUGGUUGUCGGGGCCAGCUGGCGAUGGCUGUGCUGGGGGAGGAAGGGGCUCAGCUGAUGAUACUGAAUGUGGAAGCAGAGCUGGCCGUUUAUCGUUUCUUUGCCCACAUGUAGCUGCACCCGGUUCCUUCCAUGCUUCAUUUCACACCCUUUUUCAUUUGGUUUUUCAUUAGCUAAACCACUUUAAGGCAAGAAUGGCAACUGAUCUGUCUGUUAAAUAAUAAAAACUGGGAAGGAAGGAGGGGAAGAGGAGACCUUACAGAUUGAAAGAACUGAGUUGUUUGUCUGUUGGCACCAACACAUCACAUUGCUUAAAGGACCUGUUCAGCUACUAAGACAUUGAAGUAUUCGUUUAACUUUGCCUCUGUACUGUUGGGAGGUGAUGAAACAGAUAUUGCACAAAACUCUUCUGCUCUUCUCCCUUCUCUUCAGGUGAAAAUAGAUUUGUAUAUCUGUGGGAGUCUGAUAAACAAGCAACUGGGGAAAAGUCAACUUUCCCUCUGACAUAAAUUUUAUGGGAAAGGAUGAAUUUUGCCCGUGCCUAAACAGUAUGCUAUUUCCCCUGAAAAAGAACGUUUUUCAGUGUGUUUUAAAUCUGCCCCUUGAAAUGUGUUUUAAAAGAGGCUUGCUUCGUGGGUUUUUUUUUUUUUUUUUAUGUCACUGUUGGGAAUUCGAAAGGGGCAUCUUACACCUGUCAUGAGUGGAUCCCGCUUCUCUAUUGCUGUAUUUUAGAGAGCGCAUUCAGGAGCCCAAGGAGGGUGAGAUUGUGCAUUUCUAUCAAUGCCUUCUCUUGAUGUCUCCACCACUUCCACCUGUCUAAAGCACACAUAGAGCAACUGUGCAACCUGGAUGCACAAGGUGUGGAGCAACUAGCCUCGUGUCUGUGUGACCCAUGUAUGCAGAUAAUUUUCUUGGGGGGCAAGCGUUAGUGCUGAGAGCUGCGAUGUGCUAUUUCACUUGCUUCUUUGGAAUCACCAAGCCUUUUUGUUCUUGGUUCCCUUCAUGUAUGGUGAAAGUCACAAAAUGCUAGUUUGAAAAUGCCCCAGGGGAAAUAGCUCCAGUCCAGGAUCACUGGUUUUGCUCUCUCAUGCUUGACCCAUCUGUUGGGCCACUGGAAUAAUUUGCAGUACCUUGACCAGGACAUUGGAAUUAAAAAAAAAUCAGAUUCCUAUAUCGAUGGUUUCCAACUGGCUUGAACCUGGAGGCGAAAUGGUCAGAGAUGCGCAGAAGCUGCUGUUCCACUACAGAGUGGUUCUCAAACCCCAAGCCUUCUUAGAUAUUUACUAAUACCCUGUAUUUCCCCCUACCCCCAAAAAGAGUCUGCAGGAAGAAUCCACAUACUGUACAUUUGCAGAAGAAACUUGGGUGUAAAUCAGUGUAUACUUGGAGAGAGAAAGAUUUUUUUUCUUUUUCUACCUUGUAGAGUUAGGUAUUUUUUAUAGAAUGGAGGCUGAUCAAUUUUUUAAUACUUCAGAGAGCAAUGUAUCUGUGUAAACACACAAAUCUAUAUAUAUAUGUAUGUAUGUAUGUAUAAUGUACAAAUCUAUAAAUAAUCAGAUUGCCUUUCUUGACUUGGGCUCACCUGUCCGUAAUAUUAACCCCAGGCUCCUCCUGGCCUCCUGGUUGAUCACAACACGGUACUGUAAUGUAAAUACUCACAGGAGGAGGGCCACAACAGACCCACCAACAAUAGUGAAGCUCACACGGUUUUAAUUUCCCAAGGAAAAUCGUUCUCCCCAGCGGGUAUGUGAAGGAAUUUCCAAACAGAGGCAGACAGUAUCGUCUUAAUGGGUGUACUGACUCUUGUCUAAUUAAAAGCUGUUGCUGUCUCUGGCUGGAGAA